This is a messenger RNA of Cannabis sativa, 2762 nucleotides long. RefSeq names its product early nodule-specific protein 2-like. The transcript is spliced from 2 exons. NCBI's taxonomy places the organism in Eukaryota, Viridiplantae, Streptophyta, Magnoliopsida, Rosales, Cannabaceae. The record is from RefSeq and is a predicted model, not a curated record. The coding region runs from base 252 to 1343 and encodes 363 amino acids.
UUGUACAUGUAAAAUUAAGAUUACCAGUUAAAUUUGUUUCCCUUUUAAGUGGUAUAAAAUCCUUAUAUGCAUCUUUAUUUUUUUUUUCAAAAAAUAAUAAUUAUAAAAAACACCUGGUAUGCCAAUACAAAGACUAGAUUCUUAACUUGGGAAAAAACUAUAAAUAGAGAGAUAUGAAGUGCAAGUGUACUCAAGUACCAUUAUCUUAGUUUCUCAUCUUCUCUCUGUAAAUUUGUGAAGGAGUCUAGAGUAUGGGUUUUAAAGCGUAUAACUUUGUUCAGUUCAACUCUGUUCAGUUCUUCUUCUUCCUUGUGGUGGUUUUUGCUUUCGUUUGCUUUGCUCAGAACAUUCAUAUAGGAAAUGAAAACAUGUUGAUUGGCGAAGAGUAUAAAGGCCCACAGUCUAAUCCCAGUGACACACAUGAUCAACUACCACCAUUGAUACUCCAAGACUAUCCUCCAGUUGGACCUAACCCGAGACACAAGCCACACCUUCCUCCACCUGCGAAUGAAAACAAAUUGAGUGUCCAAGACUAUGCGGAUCCCGAGCCUAACCCUAGACACAAGCUUCCUCCUCAAAAACCUACAAAUGAAAACAAAUUGAGCAUCCAAGACUAUGCUGAUCCUGGGUCUAAUCCCAGGCACAAGCACCCGCCACCACUAAUGACAAAUGAAAACGAGUUGAUACUCCAAGACUAUCCACCUGUUGGACCUAACCCUAGACACAAGCCACACCAUCCACCACUUGCAAAUGAAAACAAAUUGAGUGUCCAAGACUAUGCGGAUCCCGAGCCUAACCCUAGACACAAGCCUCCUCCUCAACAACCUACAAAUGAAAACAAAUUGAGCAUCCAAGACUAUGCUGAUCCUGGGUCUAAUCCCAGGCACAAGCACCCGCCACCACUAAUGACAAAUGAAAACGAGUUGAUACUCCAAGACUAUCCUCCUGUUGGACCUAACCCUAGACACAAGCCACACCAUCCACCACUUGCAAAUGAAAACAAAUUGAGUGUCCAAGACUAUGCGGAUCCCGAGCCUAACCCUAGAUACAAGCCUCCUCCUCAACAACCUACAAAUGAAAACAAAUUGAGCAUCCAAGACUAUGCUGAUCCUGGGUCUAACCCCAGGCACAAGCACCCGCCACCACCAAUGACAAAUGAAAACAAGUUGAUACUCCAAGACUAUGCUCCCAUUGGGCCUAAUCCUCGACACAAGCCUCCUCCUCUGCCACCCAUAGAUGACAAUAAAUUGAACGUCCAAGACUAUACUAACUCUCAACCUAACCCUAAACAACAACCUAAUCCUCCACCACUAUCUUCUUCAUUAAAUCCUUUACAUGCAUGAGUUGUAUGUCCACAUCCAUAAAGAUACAUCUAUGAAUUAUGAUAUUCCGAAAGUAAUAAUUAUUUGUAUCAUAAUUUUUUUGAUAAGUUAAUAAAUUGAAUAAUUAAUAUAAAAGAAGUGCAAAUUCAUAUACAUUAUAUUUAUUUUUAUUUAUCUUUACAUGUUAAAACUGUCUAACAUAUUGUCAUAUUCUUUAUUUAACAAUUUUUAUUCUGUAUCUUUAACAAAAUACUAUCAUUAUUUUUUUUGAAUGGAAAAUCAGCAUUUUAUUAGUCAUUAAACUCAGUUACCUACUAUGCAGCUAUGUCCUACAAAAUACUCAAGGAAUAGAUACUGAUGCCAAUAACCAGCAAGUGCCACAUGACCAUCAAGCCAAUUAGCUGAAGGUACCUAUCCGUAGGAAUCAACGACAAAGGCCUAAUUAUUAUAUCUGUUCUUACGUUCCUUAGACGUUCCUCAUGUCCAUACUGAAAUAAGAAAUUAAUGAGAAUUAAACAAUUAUUAUUUGUGGUAAAAUUGAGAAAUCAAAUUUAGAUCUUGAAAUAUGGCCCACACGUGUAGGGCCUAUCUUACAUGUGUCGGGUUACAUAUAAAGGCCCAUGGUAAUUUUAUUUAAUUAUUUUAUUAUUAAAAUAAAUCAAAUGAAAUUAAUUAAUUAUAUUUUAAUUAUUGCAUUAAAUAUAUUGUUGGAUAAUCUAUUUAAUUAAAAGAUAAUAUUAAAAUAAAAUGAUAUAACUAAUUUUUAUUAAUUAGUUAUAUGAUAUUUAUAUUUGAAUUUGAAUUAAAUUAAAUAUUAUCUAGGUUUGUUUAUAACCUUAUAUAUAUAUAUAUAUAUGAUAUAUAUCAGGAUAUCAACUAAGGAAUUAAAAAAGUGAAAACAAGUGAAUUAAGCGUGACUUUUCAUAGAAGAAUUAGGGUUGAAAAAUACGACUUUGUUUUUCACUCUCUCUCCUCACUCACGCACGACUCUCUCUCUCUCUCUCUCUCUCUCUCUCUAUCACUCUCUCUCUCUCUCUCUUUAUUCAUUCUCUCACGCCACAUGUGUGUGAGUUUUGUGUUCUUUCCUAUCUUAUCAUAGUUCUCAUGAGUUAAGAAUAUACCAUGAUUAUAAAAUUAUACUCAUCCGAUUAGAUCUAAUAGCCUACUGUAUUCCUAAGUGUUGAUACUGACUUGGAAGAUUGUGGUGUGAACUCUUUAACAAGUUCUUGGAUUGGAUGUUCGAUAAAUUAAUAUGAAAAGAUAGCGAAGAAAUCCUGAUAAGAGGUAUUGUUUCUCUUUUCAUGUAGUUUAGAUUUAAUCUAUAUAUAUUAUGUUGAGAUCCUUGGGAUUUUGGUUCAUAUUGGAUCAAAUUAAUUUUAAUUUAAUUUGCUUCCACUUUUCUAACUCUGAUAUGGACUAUAAAAAUUAACAAGUGGUAUC